Paramecium octaurelia is the source of this 1443-nucleotide messenger RNA. The record is from the annotation of a GenBank genome assembly. NCBI's taxonomy places the organism in Eukaryota, Ciliophora, Oligohymenophorea, Peniculida, Parameciidae.
AUGAAUAAAUUUCUUUUAACUUUCAAAGACAGUAAAAUAGAAAAGGACUACUAGGAAAAUAAAUUAAAUACUCUAUAAAAACCUAUUUUCUAUUGGCUUCUUGUAAUGUCAUUUACUUUAAAUCUAUUGAAAGUAAUUCUAGACUAUACCUAUUACACAGUCAAUAAUCAAAGUUGGAUGAAUGUAGGAUUUGUGAUAUUAGUAAUCCUUGAACUCUUUUUAGCCUGCUAUAAAAAAUAAUACAUUAAAUACGCAUUAAUCAUUUCAAACCUUUCAGCAGGAUUGCUAUAAAUUAAUUUCGAUGAAAGUAACACUUUCCCUUAAGAAUAUUAUUCAUAUGGUAGCUAUUAUGCUAUGCUUUCAGUGGUUGUUUAUUUUAUGACUGAUUUUCCUUAUAGCGUUUUCUAGGUCUUUAUCCAUUUGAGUAUGAAAAUCUUUUUUACAACAAUCAAGAGUCAUCGAAUAGAUAUGUUGGGAAUAAUUCUGGGACUGAUAACAAAUGUAUUCUUAGUGUUAACAUUGUAUAUUUGUGAUUGGAAUUCAAGAAGAUAAUUCCUUCUAAAUUUGAGAGAAGUAAGAUGGGAAGAAUCUUUACCAUUUAUAAUAAAAAAACCGUUUUAUUUGUUUACUUACAAGGACAAAAAUAUGUCCUUUUAAGUCAAUAGAGCUUACAAUCAAGAUUUCUUCCCUUAUUAUAAUUAGGAAGAUUGUUGUGGUUGCAAUUUUAGAUAGUUUUUAAGAAAAUGCAAAGUAGAAAAUAAUAAUUUAGAAAUUUAUUUAUUUGAUAAAAGAAAUGAAAAGUUAGAUUUCGAUUUGGUAUAUUAAAAUAAGACUCAUAAAUUUGAUAUAAGGGUUUGUGCAAUUGGAUUGGAUUAAAUUAAUUAUCUCAUUAUUUUGGAGAAACUCAAACUCUUAACAACAAGCUACAUUCCAAAAUAAACAAAUCUUCGCCAAAAGAUAUUUCAAAUUAAAAAGACCCAAAUCAAGUAUUAACACUAAAAACAUUUUUUAUUGGGUGUCUUUUCGAUGUUUCUCUACAAUAACAAAGAAAUCACUUCAAUAAACUUAGUUGACGUACUCCAAAAAUUUAGUAGUAGGUACUUCAUCAUCUCUAAAUCAAAAAUACAUAUUGUUUAUUCAGACAGAUCAAUUUAUUAGUUAAUAACAUAUAAACAUUAAUUAAUAAUUUAUUUAAUUUAACUAUUUGAUUGUUUAAUCAAUAAUUAGGCAGAUCCACAUUCGGGAAUUAAAUUGCUUUUAAAUUAGGGUUUGUAUGCAAUUCGAUUAAAAAUAUAUUUGACUAAUAGAUUAAAAUUCCAAGAACAAUACAAAGAUAAUUUUUUCAUCUAAGAAAUAGAAAGAAAUAUUUUAUCAGAAGAAAUAGAUGAGAGAUUAGAAAUAAGUUUCUUAAAAAAAGUUAGAAGUGCUGAAACUUCAAUUUGA